CGUACAGCUGCAAUAUAAUCAUCGCGGUUUGCGCGUAGGCGUGUGACUUGCCGAUAAUAUCCAAUUAAUAACCUUCGAACAUGGACAAGGAUCCAAAAUGUGUGGAGUACUCUCGCUCUCUGGAAAUGAUACAGCGAUCGAAAUGGAUAAAUAAAUAUCGAAAAAAGCCGGCGAAACCUCGACGUCCAUCACCCCGCUGGAACAUUUUUGGCGAGGAUGGAAAGCUCGAAUACCCACCAGGAGAAUGCAUUAAGGCGCACGACGACAAGCUAAAACACGAAUUGGAGGAACAUGAGAAGAUGGCAAAAAGACUUUUUGAGAAUACUAUCAGUUUGAAGGAACUUCGGGAUAAAUACCAGACAGACAACAGUGCAAAGUCCAGAAGCAGGCGUAAGCGGAUGCGUCAGCCGACCAACGAACACUUGGAUGAACAAAGUUUUUAUAAUAAAGAAGCCGAUAUGCCUAGAAGUAUUGAUAGCCAGUUUGAAGAGAUAAAAAAAUUAUUUGAAAAAGAAAUGCAAAGUCGAAUACUGGAACCUGAACAAUUGGAAAAAAUUAAGGCUUUAAAAACUCACUGUACAUUUCCGACUGAACCGUAUGAUUGGAAUAAUUUAAGAGAAAUAAAGAAGCGAAUCAGUAGAGAGUUACUCAAAUCUGAGAAUUUUCGCAAAAACUUAAAGCUCAUCGAGAAAGAAAUAAUAACAGAACACAAAAAAAGUUCCCGAUCAUUUUUAAUAAAUUACUUACUGAGCGAUCCACGUCAACGAAAAUUCUUAAAUAUCAGUAACGUGCCGAUGGAGUGGCCAACAUUUAUAAUUCGAGCUCCAGUGCCUUGGCAUCAAAUGAAAGUUGUCGCAACUCAUUUUAUGGAACAUAAUCUCUUCAUCACAAAUGAAAUAUCUCGUGCUAUUUGUUCAAUUUGGCACGAGAGAUACGCUUCAAUGAAAAUCGUCGAUUUGAAGGAAUUUGGAAAAUUUCCAAUUCGGGGAAGCGAAUUUUUCAGUCAAGUGGAACGAAUCUGCCAGGCAACGAAGAGACGUAUAAUCGAGGAAUGGUUCGCAGAAGUAGCUGAACUCUUCUUCGAGAGAAAAGAUGCCUGGGCCGGUCUUUUUGAUAAAAGUUCCAAUGCGUCCACUCAUCAGGUGGAAAAGUAUUUUCGCAGCAUAAAUGCUCUCCUGUCUCAGCAACUACGAUUUAUAGUUUUGGACACGUUGCGUUAUUUCCGAGAUUUUAUCAUUCAGUACAGCAAUGGUAAUUCAUUUGAAGGAGAAUAUAAUGACUUUAUUUUUUCACGAAAGCCGUUUAUUACGAUCAAUGUACAAUCCACGCGACAAAAUAAUGAAUUAGAAUGCCAACCAACAGUAUCAGCUAUGUAUAACAUCUUAUCAGAAUGUUUCAAUACAAUAAUGAGUAUAACUUCAAGCAUACCAUGCAUAGAGAAUAUGAUAUUUCCUGAAUUAGACAAAAAGUCAUUUCUCUUUCCUGUUAAUCGAUCGGAACAAGAUGUAAAUGAAAUUAUUAAUUCAGCCUUAGCGAUUGUAACUCUGAACGAAGAAGGUCCUCGAUUAUAUUUACAAAAAUAUAUACCAUAUUAUUACCUCUUAGAUGGUACAGAUAAAGACAUGAUUAAAUAUUACUUGCAGUCUAACCCAGUUUUGCGCGACAUAAGUAGUAAAAUUCAUGAAUACGAUGAAAUAAGAAUGAAAAUGUAUUUACUUCGCAAUAAGGUUCGUUUAAAUAUGAUAGAAAUCGAUUGUACUGAUCUAAACGAGCAUCUUAGAAAUAUUUUAUAUGAGCUUCGCACUUCGAUUUGUGAGCAUUAUCUUGAUAAAAUUCGCACUAUCAAUACUGAUCUUUGUAUUAGUUUCGAUUAUAUAGCUGAACGUAUUGCUGGAAUGCCAGAAGUUACACGUGACGUUGUUGAGCUCUACAAUUAUCUUGUGGAGAGUCGAGAUUCUACAAUGUUCAAUCUGCGUGUACAACUAACGCAAAGCGUUGAGUUUUUACUAUUUCUGGUUCAACAUCAAACAUUCUUUAAACCUGAGGAUAUUGCAUUAACGACCAGAGCUCUAAAUUGGCCUCGUGAAAUGGAGACAAUGAUGGAACUAGCUACAACUAAGCUUGACAUGCGUAAAGAUUUCAUGGAGGGUCUAUUGAAAAAGCGACGCUUAAUUUUCGAUAGUAAAAUUCAUGAAUUCUCAUUGAAAAUAGAUAUUUUUAAAAGAAAAGAUCCACCGAUUCUUUCUAUGAGCGAAAUAAUUGCAGCCACUAAUGAAAUUGAAAAUUUAUCUGAUGAAAUGCGUGAAAUUGAGAAAGAAGGGGAGGCAAUAAAUAUUGAAGAAUCUCUAUUGGACUUGGAUAUAAGUCCUUAUCUGACGAUAGCUUCUAUGUCCUCAAUCGUGAAUACGUUCGAUCAACUUUGGCAUGGUAUCCUCGACUUCAACAAAAACUAUGACAACUGGAUGUACGCACCCUUUCGAAGUCUCGAUGCUACAAAAAUUAAAGAACAGACCGAUAGUACAUGGAGGAUGCUUUACAAAUUAAUACGUAAGCUUGUAGACUUACCAAGUGCUAAAAGAAUUGCCGAGAUAUCUCGCACCAAAGUUGAAAAAUUUAGGCAAUUUUUGCCGUUAUUGCAAAGUAUUUGUAAUCCUGGAUUACAACUCCGUCAUUGGGAAAAUAUUAGCGAGGUCAUUGGUAUUGAUAUUAACUUGAAACCAACAAGUAGUCUUUCGGAUAUGAUUGAGACCGGAUUGCAUAUUCAUGUUACUAUAUUGGAAGAAAUUUCAUCGGGAGCCUCGAAGGAGCAUGCGUUAGAGCAGAACUUGAAAAACAUGCAAGAAGAGUGGAAUAGCGUGGCAUUUGAAUUAAUUCUCUAUCGAGAAACUGGCGUAAAUGUACUCUCGUCUGUUGACGAUAUUCAACUGCUUUUAGACGAUCAAAUUCUAAAAGCCCAAACAAUGCGUGGCUCGCCUUUCAUUAAAGCCUUUGAAGAGGAAAUGCAAGUUUGGGAGGAGAAACUUAUCUCAAUGCAAGACAUAAUUGACCAGUGGAUUAAAUGUCAAGCUACUUGGAUGUAUCUGGAGCCAAUUUUCAGUAGCGAGGAUAUAAUGCGUCAAAUGCCUACCGAGGCUAAAUAUUUUCGCAACGUCGACAAAAUAUGGCGUUCCAUUAUGUCUGAUGUUACGAAUAAUCCAGAUGUUCUUAUAGCAACAGGUAUACCAGAAAUGCUUGAAAUGUUCAAAACUUGCAACAAAUUUCUCGAAGAGAUCCAAAAAGGGCUUAAUGAUUAUCUAGAAAAGAAGAGGCUUUUUUUCCCUCGAUUUUUCUUCUUAUCAAAUGAUGAGCUAUUAGAAAUUUUAUCCGAGACUAAAGAUGCACAAAAGGUUCAGCCACAUUUGAAAAAGUGUUUCGAGGGUAUCAAAAAGUUGCAGUUUAUUAAUGAAAACGAAAUUAUUGGAAUGAUGUCGGAAGAAGAAGAAUAUGUUCCCUUUAGUGGAAAAAUUUAUCCUGUUGAUGCUAAAGGCAUGGUAGAAAAGUGGCUUUCCCAAGUAGAACAAUUAAUGAAAACUUCUCUAAAAGAGAUAGUACAAGAUAGUGUAAUCGCAUACUUCGAUACGAUACGAGAAGAGUGGAUAGUGUCUUGGCCAGGUCAAAUAGUUCUUUGUGCAAGCCAAAUUCACUGGACGAGCGAAGUUUGUGAAUCUUUCGAUACCGAUUCGACGAAAGACUAUUUUAAAAAAUGUAGUGGACAAAUCGAUAAAACGGUAGCGCUUGUUCGAGGUAAACUGUCAGCUGGCUCAAGAAUAACAUUAAAUGCUUUGAUCGUUAUUGACGUUCAUGCUAGGGAUGUGCUGAAACUCCUUAUCGAAAAAAAGGUUAAAGAUGUUUUAGACUUUAACUGGAUAGCACAACUAAGAUACUACUGGUUCGAGAAUAAUGUAAUUGUGUCGAUGAUUACGACAGAUAUUGAUUAUGGAUUCGAGUAUCUCGGAAAUAGCCCGAGACUUGUAAUAACACCGUUAACAGAUCGUUGCUACAGAACACUGAUGGGAGCUUUAAAAUUGAAUCUUGGUGGAGCACCAGAAGGUCCAGCUGGUACCGGAAAGACUGAAACAGCUAAAGAUUUAGCCAAGGCUGUCGCUAAACAAUGCGUCGUGUUUAAUUGCUCAGAGGGUCUGGAUUAUGCGGCUAUGGGGAAAUUCUUUAAAGGUUUGGCACAGUCAGGUGCUUGGGCCUGUUUUGAUGAAUUCAACCGAAUCGAACUCGAAGUUCUUUCUGUUAUUGCACAACAGAUAUCAUCGAUUCAGAUGGCAGUUGCACAGCAUUUAGAGUAUUUCAUGUUUGAGGGUACAGAACUCAAGUUAAAUCCAAAUUGUAAUGUUAUUAUAACAAUGAAUCCAGGUUACGCUGGAAGGCAAGAGUUACCAGAUAAUUUGAAAGUUCUCUUCCGAACAUGCGCUAUGAUGGUUCCAGAUUAUGGAAUGAUAGGCGAAAUCACACUUUACUCUUAUGGCUUUGUUGAUGCUCGUCCUCUAGCUGAAAAAAUUGUCCAUACUUACAAGCUUUGUUCCGAGCAGCUUAGUUCACAGAGCCAUUACGAUUACGGGAUGAGAGCCGUGAAAACUGUUCUAGUAGCUGCUGGAAAUUUAAAACUAAAAUACCCAACACAAGACGAAUCCAUAUUAGUACUACGAGCAAUCGUCGAUGUGAAUAUACCGAAAUUCUUGGCUCAAGAUUUACCGCUAUUCGCUGGAAUUUAUAGUGACCUGUUCCCAGGCGUCAAUUUACCUACUCCAGAUCGCGAUGAACUUUUAGAAUUGAUAAAAAUUGAAUUAAUAAAGAAAAAUUUACAACCCACGCCCUGGUAUCUUGACAAAAUUAUACAGAUUUAUGAAAUGAUUCUAGUAAGACACGGACUUAUGAUUGUCGGCGAUACUUUAGCUGGAAAGACUUCAGCAUAUCAGAGUCUUGCUAAUGCACUUGGAGAAUUAUCGACUAAUCGUCACGCUGCGAUUAAGGAAAUGCGAGUGACUUACAGAAUUAUUAAUCCAAAAGCAAUAACGUUGGGGCAAAUGUAUGGAAGCUUUGAUCCGAUCUCCCACGAAUGGAGCGAUGGAGUAUUGGCCAAUACAUUUCGUGAAUUCGCCCAGUCAACGUCUUUAGAGCGUAAAUGGAUUAUUUUUGAUGGGCCUGUUGAUGCAAUCUGGAUAGAGAAUAUGAAUACCGUAUUGGAUGACAAUAAAAAAUUAUGUCUCAUGUCUGGGGAAAUAAUACAAAUGUCCUCGAAAAUGAACAUGAUAUUUGAACCUGCUGAUCUCGAGCACGCGUCACCCGCAACUGUCAGCAGAUGCGGCAUGAUUUAUAUGGAGCCAUCUCAACUUGGCUGGAUGACCUUUUUCGAAUCUUAUAAAGUACAUUUGAAGAAUAAAUUACUGCCUGAUCAGCUUGAACUCGUUUGUGACAUAAUCGAAUGGUUACUCGAUCCAAUAUUUUACUUCAUUAAAACAAAUUGUCGAACCUUCAUCACUAUUAGCGAACUCCAUAUGUUUCUGUCCUUUACAAAACUGUUAAAUACAUUAUUGGACAAAGAAUUGCAAGUUAGCACACUGUGGCUUCAAUGCGUAUUGAUUUUUAGUAUAGUUUGGGGAAUUUGCUCAACAUUAGUUAGUGAUAGUAAAAAACUUAUUGAUGUAUUUAUCAGAAAAAUAUUAUUGGGAAACGAUGCGAAUUAUCCAAAGCCAAAAAUCUUCAAAUUAACAAAGCAGCAGCUUUUUCCUGAACGUGGCACUAUUUUUGAUUGGAUGUACGAUAAAAAGAAUAACGGUACAUGGAUAUCUUGGAUGGAUACUGCACAUCAGGCAUCCUUACCAUCCAAAGCAAAAUUGAGUGAUAUAAUUGUGCAAACAAAUGAUAUGUUAAUGCAGAAUUAUUUUCUUUCGCUCUAUAUGGAAAAUGGAAUUUCUACAUUAUUUGUUGGUCCGACCGGUACUGGCAAAUCUACCGUUAUACUAAAUUACAUGCUAAGUCUUUCCAAAAAUAAAUACGUACAAAAUACUCUUAACUUCAGUGCGCGAACCAGUGCCAAUCAAACCCAAGACAUUGUAAUGUCCAAACUAGAUCGCCGAAGAAAGGGAGUUUAUGGUCCCGCUAUGGGUAAAAAGUGUGCCCUGUUUGUGGAUGAUCUGAGUAUGCCUAUGCUUGAAACGUAUGGAGCUCAACCACCGAUUGAACUUUUAAGGCAAUGGAUUGAUCAUGGGUACUGGUUCAAUCCUAAAGAUACGAGUAAAUUAUAUCUGGUUGAUAUACUUUUUUUGGCAGCGAUGCUUCCACCUGGUGGGGCUUCUAAUAAAAUCACUACGAGAUUUACGAGGCAUUUAAGUAUUAUUGGCAUUGAUGCAUUCGAUGAUACUACAAUGACAAAAAUUUUCGGAACUAUAUUAGAAUGGCACUUUGAGCAUGACUUUGACCACAAUGUUAGCAGAAUAGGAAAAAUGAUGCUAUCAGCAACAAUAGAGGUUUAUCGGAAAGCUAUUGCUUCUUUUCUGCCAAUUCCAAGUAAAAGUCAUUAUACGUUUAAUUUGCGAGACUUCAGUCGCGUUAUGGGAGGGAUUCUGUUAGUCCCAAGUACGAGAUUGAAAACGCCAGAAAAGCUUAUAAAAUUAUGGAUCCAUGAGAUUUAUAGAGUUUUUCACGAUCGACUCGUUGAUGUAGAAGAUCGCGAAUGCUUAUUUACUAUGGUUAAGAGUGCCUGUUACGAAAAUCUUCGGCAACCCAUUGAUAAAAUAUUAGAAAAUCUCCUCAUACCCGGGGAUAAUGAGAUCACAAGCAAGCAUAUGGGCAAUUUACUUUUCGGAAAUUACAUGGAUCCUGAUGCUGAUCCUAAAAUUUAUGAUGAAAUAUCAGACUUUGAAAUAUUAAAGGAAAGAAUGGAUUAUUAUCUUAUGGAAUUUAAUAAUCUGUCGAAAACACCGAUGGCGUUAGUUAUGUUCCGUUAUGUUAUUGAGCACAUAUCUCGCAUUUCGCGCGUCCUUCAACAGGAUAAUGGACAUGUACUUCUUAUUGGCGUCGGUGGCUCUGGACGUACAUCGUGCACGCGAUUAGCAACGAAUAUGUGCGAAUACAUGAUGUACACAAUUGAAAUAACGCGGUCCUAUGGAGUUACUGAAUGGCAAAACGAUCUCAGAAGUCUGCUACUACGUUCAGGAUGUGAUGGAAAGCAAACAGUAUUUCUUUUUAAUGAUAAUCAAAUUAAGGACGAAUCCUUUUUAGAAGAUUUAAGUAUGCUUCUUAAUUCAGGCGAUGUGCCUAAUUUGUAUGGAUCCGAGGAGAAAGCAGAGAUUUUGGAAAAAAUGGCAAAUGUCGCAAGGGAGGCUCAAGUUAAAAAUCCAAUUCCAGAGAAACAGAUGGAAACAAGUCCAAUGGCUCUGUACGGUAUAUUUACGGAACGUGUAAGAAAAAAUGUACAUGUUACUGUGGGAAUGUCACCGAUUGGCGACGCAUUCCGAGUGCGAUUACGUAUGUUCCCAUCGUUAAUAAACUGCUGUACUAUUGAUUGGUUUACAUCUUGGCCAGACGAAGCCCUUCAGAAGGUUGCCAAAUAUUUCCUUCAAGAUCUACCUAUUAACGAUGAGGUCAAACUCAAUUGUGUUGAUGUUUGUCAACACUUUCAUUUAAGUGUUUGCAAAGCCACCGAGGAUUACUGGAAAUCCCAACGGCGCCGAAUCUAUGCUACGCCUACAAAUUAUCUCGAGCUUAUCAACUGUUUAAACAAACUGUAUAAUAACAAGGUUGAGGAUGUCAAGAAACAGCAGUUACGUUAUGUGGUUGGAUUGGAGAAACUUGAAUUUGCAGCGGGUCAAAUCUUCGUGAUGCAAGAAGAAUUGCAGGCACUUCAGCCAAAACUAGUAAUACAGUCACAACUUAGUGACAAACUUAUGAUAAAAAUUGAACAAGAUACUGUAAACGUCGAGGCCAAGAAAGAGGUUGUGGCAGCUGAUGAAGCAUUGGCUAACGAGGCUGCAGCAGCCGCUCAAGCCAUUAAAGACGAUUGUGAGAGCGACUUGGCUGAGGCGACGCCUGCACUUGAAGCUGCUUUAGCUGCUCUUGAUACACUUAAACCUGCGGAUAUCACUAUCGUUAAGUCUAUGAAAAAUCCUCCCGCAGGAGUUCGACUUGUUUUAGAAGCAGUUUGUAUUAUUAAGGGUGUGAAACCAGAUCGAGUAUUAGAUUCUACUACCGGAAGUAUGAUAGAAGAUUAUUGGCCACCCUCUGUCAGAUUACUCGGAGAUAUCAAAUUUCUUGAGAGUUUGAAAUUCUUUGAUAAGGAUAAUAUAUUGCCAGCCAAUAUGAAGAAGAUAAGAGAUAAAUUUAUAAAAGAUCGUGGCUUUCAACCGGAAGUUAUAAAAAAAGUUUCAACUGCUUGCGAAGGCCUGUGUAAAUGGGUUAGAGCAAUGGAAGUUUAUGACAGAGUAAUUAAAGUUGUUGCGCCAAAGAAAGCGAUACUUGCUGAGGCAGAAGCUGAACUUGCUGUGCAAAUGGAGACUUUAAAUGCCAAGCGUGCCUUGCUUCAAGAAGUAAGCGAUAAGCUGCAGCAACUAAACGAUGAAUUUGCCGAGUGUAUGCGCGAAAAAAAGAAACUAGAAGAUCAGAUCGAGCAGUGCGUGCAGAAAUUAGACAGAGCUGAAAAACUCAUAGGAGGUUUGGGAGGGGAAAAAUCACGGUGGAGCGAAGCCGCGGAAAUUCUUGGUGCCAGUUUGAAAAAUGUCAUUGGCGAUAUUCUUCUCGCCUCCGGAAUUAUCGCCUACCUUGGAGCUUUCACCGUUUUUUAUCGAGACUCUCUUAUUAAUGAUUGGCACACAGUUUGCCUAAAACUCGAUAUACCUUGCUCUCCCCCACCAUUCAAUCUUGCUGAAAUACUGGGUGAUCCUGUUGAAAUCCGUUCCUGGCUUAUUUCUGGCUUGCCAUCCGAUAAAUUUUCUGUGGAAAAUGGAAUUAUUAUUAAGAUAGCAAAUCGUUGGCCUUUAAUGAUAGAUCCUCAGGUGCAGGCAAAUAAGUGGAUUAAAAAGUUGGAAAAAGAAAACAAAUUAAGUGUAAUAAAAUUAACAGAUUCGAAUUAUACAAGAGUUAUUGAAACUGCAGUGCAAUUAGGUUUGCCAGUACUAUUAGAAAAUAUUUUAGAAGAGAUCGAUUCAUUGUUGGAGCCAAUUUUACUAAAGAAUCUUUUUAUGCAACAUGGACUUCAUUAUAUAAAGUUUGGAGAAAACACAAUUGAGUACAAUAUGAAUUUUCGAUUAUAUAUAACUACCAGGUUACGAAAUCCGCAUUACCUCCCCGAACUUACUGUUAAAGUAAAUUUACUCAACUUCACAUUAACGCCACAUGGUCUGCAAGAUCAACUUCUUGGUAUCGUCGUUGCCAAAGAGCUUCCAAUUCUAGAAGAGAAAAAAAAUCGUUUAAUUAUAGAGAGUGCAAAUAAUAAGCGUAUCUUGAAAGAAAUCGAAGAUAAAAUACUGCAAAUACUUUCUAGUAGCGAAGGCAAUAUCCUUGAGGACGAAACCGCAAUAAAAAUACUUUCAUCCUCCAAGAUUCUUUCUGAAGACAUUAUGGCUAAGCAAAAAAUAGCUGCUGAAACAUCUCAAGAUAUUGAUAGAGCUAGAGGUGGCUACAAACCAGUUUCACAUCAUGCCACUACUCUCUUUUUCUGUAUUUCAGAAUUAACAAAUAUUGAGCCAAUGUAUCAAUAUUCCUUACCAUGGUUUCUACGCUUAUUUUCAAAUAUUUUCAGCGAAAAGUCACAAAUAUCAAUGACAGCAACGAAUUAUUUGGAAGUUCGUAUUGCUACAUUGAAUAAUAUUUUUACUGGUUCAAUAUAUCGGAACGUUUGUCGUUCGCUUUUUGAAAAAGAUAAAUUAAUAUUUUCCUUAAUACUUUGUGUCGGGAUUUUACGAGGCAAUAAUCAACUUGAAGAAGAUUUAUGGUCAUUUUUGCUGACUGGUGGCAUUGCUAUAAGCAAUCCAUAUCCAAAUCCAGCUUCUAGCUGGUUAUCAGACAAGUCAUGGGCUGAAUUAGUUAGGGCAAGUUCAUUAAAUAGCUUAAAAAAAUUAAAAGAUUUAUUUAUAGAGAAUAUUGAUGACUGGAAAAUGUAUUAUGAUUUACAAAAUCCUGAUGAAAAUGUAAUGCCCAUACCCUUUAACGAGCUAUCAGAAGACAAUUUAGAGAGACUAGUUCUUUUAAGAUGUGUAAGACCAGAUAAACUAGUUCCAGCUAUUCGAAGUUUUAUCAUUACCAAAAUGGGCCAAUCAUUCACUGAGCCUCCGUCUUUUGAAUUGAAAGAUUCUUACAUGGAUUCGAACAACGUAACGCCUCUGAUCUUUAUAUUAUCUCCAGGUUCCGAUCCAAUGACCGGUUUAAUCAAAUUUGCGGAGGAUCUUGGCAUUUCAGCGAAGCAUCUGAAAUCAAUAUCGCUGGGUCAAGGUCAAGGCCCAGUUGCUAUUGCUGCUAUAAACGAAUCCAUAAAAACUGGCGAUUGGCUUGUAUUACAAAACUGCCAUUUAGCUGAAUCGUGGAUGCGUGAACUCGAUCGAAUAUGUGACGAAGUUAUUACACCCAUGAAUACACAUCCUAAAUUCCGACUUUGGCUGACCAGUUACCCCUCAAAGGCAUUUCCCGUAGCAGUAUUGCAAAAUUCAGUUAAAAUGACUAAUGAGCCCCCAAAAGGCUUACGCAGCAAUCUAAUGCGCAGUUACAUCAGCGACCCUAUAUCUAACCCAAGCUUUUUCAAUGAAAAUAAUAAAUUGUUGGAGUGGCGCAAAUUACUCUUCUCACUUUCAAUCUUUCACGCUAUUGUUCAAGAAAGAAGAAGUUUUGGACCUCUCGGGUGGAACAUUCCUUACGAGUUUAAUGAAUCGGAUUUACGUAUUAGUUUGAAACAAUUGCAAAUGUUUUUAAACGAAUACGAUGAUAUACCGUUUGAAGCGCUGCUCUAUUUAAUAGGAGAGUGUAACUAUGGCGGUCGUGUUACGGAUGACAAAGACAGAAGACUUUUAAAUUCUUUGCUUCGAAAAUAUUUUAAUCCUGAUGUCCUUCACUCAGAAUAUUCAUUUUCUCCAAGUGGAAUUUAUCAUUUGCCCGGCGACAUUAAUUACGAAGGCUAUAUCAGUUAUAUUCAAAGUUUGCCUAUUAAUCAGCUUCCUGAAGUUUUUGGACUUCACGAUAAUGCAAAUAUCACCAAAGAUAAUCGCGAAUCGAUGCAAUUACUUUUCGGUGCUUUACAAACUCAAACGCAAUUAGGUGGGGAGUCUGAAUCGGUUCAAAGUAACGAAUUAGUAGUGUUUGAUUUAGCUGACGAAAUAUUAAAAAAAAUGCCCGAACAAUUUAAUACUGAGUAUGUGGAAGAACGCUUUCCAGUUAUUUAUGAAAACAGUAUGAACACUAUACUCAGGCAAGAAGUUAUUAGAUUCAACAGAUUGACUGAAAUCAUAAAAAGCAGUUUAAUUAAUUUAAAGAAGGCGAUAAAAGGGCAAAUCAUUAUGUCAUCAAAUUUGGAAGAAAUUUUUACUAGUGCAAGCAUUGGUCGAGUACCUACAGUUUGGGAAAAGAAAUCCUAUCCAACACUAAAGCCCCUAAGUAGCUACAUUGAUGACUUGCUUGAAAGAAUCAAAUUUCUUCAACGUUGGAUUGAUAAUGAUGCGCCAAAUGUUUUCUGGCUUUCUGGUUUCUUUUUUACACAAUCAUUUCUAACCGGAGUAUUACAGAAUUAUGCACGUAAGCACACAAUACCUAUAGAUCAUCUUGAUUUCCAGUUCAAAAUCACUCAUUAUGAGCAUGUUCACGAAAUCAAAGACUCGCCAAAAUAUGGAGUAUACGUUAAUGGAUUAUUUAUAGAGGGUGCACGAUGGAACAGAAAAAAGAUGGAACUCGACGAGUCUUUCCCAAAAAUAUUAUUCGAUACUUUACCAAUAAUAUGGUUAAAACCGGGAAUCAAGGCCAAUUUUGUUAUAGAAAAUGUUUACCGCUCACCACUUUAUAAAACAAGUGAAAGACGAGGUGUCCUUGCAACAACUGGCCACUCAUCAAAUUUCGUCAUAUUUAUUUUAUUAAAAACAUAUUUAAAUGAAUCCCACUGGAUUGAUCGAGGUGUUGCAUGUCUUUGCCAACUCGAUGACUAAAAUAUAACAUAAAUCUAUAAUUAUGCAGUCAACAGAUUAUUUCAA
This is a messenger RNA of Ceratosolen solmsi marchali, 12215 nucleotides long. It is a transcript of the gene Dnah3, whose product is annotated as dynein heavy chain 3, axonemal. Bases 81 to 12170 code for a protein of 4029 amino acids. NCBI's taxonomy places the organism in Eukaryota, Metazoa, Arthropoda, Insecta, Hymenoptera, Agaonidae. Gene Ontology annotation, cellular component: dynein complex. The record is from RefSeq and is a predicted model, not a curated record. The transcript has 30 exons. Gene Ontology annotation, molecular function: ATP hydrolysis activity; ATP binding; dynein light intermediate chain binding. Gene Ontology annotation, biological process: microtubule-based movement.